AUGGCCUCGCAAUUCUGCGCAGUCUCUGACUUUAAUCGUCUGCUCAGGCAGAAAGUGAACGAGCUCAAGCAGAUGUAUGCCAGCAAGGCGAGCUCGCUCAACCUGAUCCGUCUCAACGAGUCGUUCAGCGCAUACGAUGCAGAGAUUGCCAACACCGCUCACGAUGCCUACGUCAAGGCGCAGAAGACGACGGAUGCGAUCCUGUACACGAGCGUCAAACCGGGCGACAAGACGAUCGGUGGCGGGGGUGCCUAUCGCGUCGUUCGUCCCGACCGUUCCUAUGAGCACUGUCAGGUCAUCGCUACCAUCCCGUCCUCGGACACGACCAGUCUCCUCAUUGCCGAACUCAUGCUCGUCGACAUCGCCCUCGCCAUCAUGCUAGGCGGCGAACUCGAUCAACCCAAGGGCACCUUUCACUUCUUCAGCAAGAGCAAGACCAUCAUCUCCAUCCUCAGUCAGAUCGCAGAAGAGGUCAACAAGCCUGGCUGUCUCGUCUUCUCGCCCCAGUGGAAUCCUGAUAGCGCAGAGGCUGAUCUCAAGUAG
This is a messenger RNA of Mixia osmundae IAM 14324, 543 nucleotides long. RefSeq lists its product as uncharacterized. The record is from RefSeq and is a predicted model, not a curated record. The transcript has 2 exons. Lineage: Eukaryota; Fungi; Basidiomycota; Mixiomycetes; Mixiales; Mixiaceae. Bases 1 to 543 code for a protein of 180 amino acids.